Molecule: messenger RNA, 5720 nt
Organism: Physella acuta
Lineage: Eukaryota; Metazoa; Mollusca; Gastropoda; Physidae
Product: intraflagellar transport protein 172 homolog
Biological process (GO): intraciliary transport
Cellular component (GO): axoneme; ciliary basal body; intraciliary transport particle B
Molecular function (GO): protein binding
Source: RefSeq, a predicted model, not a curated record
GUUGCUAACAUUCCAGCAAGUGCGCGUCUAUGUGAACUAACGUUUAAGUAAACUUUGUGAAAUUUUCAACAACAGCUAGAUCUAGCUGGAUAACAAUUGUUAUUGUCCGUUAUAACGGACUAUCAACACUUUCAGAAUGCAGUUAAAGCAUAUGAAAACCCUUUUAACGCCCAUGGAUGGUGCAGCCAAAAUAUGUGCAAUAGCAUUUUCUCCCAACAAUCAGAAGUUAGCUGUGUGCACCUCAGACAGAGUGAUUUUACUGUUUGAUGAACAAGGAGAGAAGAGAGACAAAUUUUCUCUAAAACCAGCUGACUCCAAAUAUGGAAAAAAAAGCUACACAGUAAAAGGAUUAGCCUUUUCAAGUGAUUCAUCAAAAAUUGCAGUUGGCCAAACUGACAACAUUAUCUAUGUUUACAAGAUUGGUGAUGAAUGGGGAGAGAAGAAAGUGAUUUGUAACAAAUUCGUACAGCAGAGUGCAGUGACUUGUUUGAUUUGGCCACCAGACCAACUGAUUAUUUGUGGUCUGGCUGAUGGAAAGGUACGUUCAGCAAACAUUCGAACCAACAAAUCAGCAACAGUAUAUGGCACAGAAUCUUAUGUUGUUUCCCUGGCCUGCAACCCAUCUGGAAAAGGAAUCCUUUCAGGACAUGCUGAUGGCUCAAUUAUUCGUUACUUCUUUGAUGAUGAGGGAACGGGUGAUUCUCAGGGUAAAAUUGCCACCCACCCCUCUCCACCAUAUGCUUUAGCAUUUUCCCAGAAUGCAAUAGUGGCAGCAGGCUGUGACAAACGUAUCAUAUCAUAUGGCAGAGAUGGGCGAAGUUUUCAACAUUUUGACUUCAGCAGGGACUAUGAUGAGCAUGAGUUUACUGUGGCUGUGUGCUCACCCAGUGGCCAGAAUGUUGUCAUUGGGAGUUUUGACAAAUUGAGAGUACUGAAUUGGAGUCCUCGUCGACAAGUGUGGGAAGAGCCAAAGUUGAAAGAAAUCCCAAAUUUAUACACUGUUACAGCUCUGUCUUGGAAGAAAGAUGGAUCCAGAGUUGUUGUGGGUACUCUCUGUGGUGGCAUUGAAAUAUUUGACUGCUGUUUGAAGAGGACGUUGUAUAAAAACAAAUUUGAAAUCACCCAUGUGGGAGCAAGUCAAGCCAUUGUGAGGAACUUGUCCAACAACACCAAAGUCAUGCUCAAGUCUCACUAUGGUUAUGAGAUUGAUGAAGUCAGGAUUAUGGGUAAAGACCGCUAUCUGGUGGCUCACACAUCUGACACACUUCUGCUGGGCGACAUGAUGACAUCCAAACUGAGUGAAGUCCCUUGGCAAGGCUCAGGAAGUGAGAAGUACUACUUUGAUAAUGAAAAUGUCUGCAUGAUUUUCAAUGCUGGAGAGCUGGCUUUGAUAGAGUAUGGUGCUAAUGAGGUGCUAGGGUGUGUCCGCACAGAGUUCAUGAACCCUCAUCUCAUCAGCGUCAGACUGAAUGAGAGAAAACAGAAAGGUGUCCAAGACAACAAGAAAAUGGCUUACUUGCUGGAUUUAAAAACAGUUGCAAUAAUUGACAUAGGAACUGGACUAAAUAUAGCACAAGUUAGCCAUGACAGCAGGAUUGAUUGGCUUGAGCUGAAUGAGACUGGAAGAAAGUUGUUGUACAGGGAUAACAAGCUUAAGUUACAUCUGUAUGACAUUGACACACAGCAAAAAAACAGUAUUUUGAAUUACUGCACCUAUGUGCAGUGGGUCCCAGGCAGUGAUGUUGUGGUGGGUCAGAACAGAGGCAACCUGUGUGUGUGGUACAAUAUUGAGUCACCUGAGAGGGUCACUAUGGUCCCUAUCAAAGGAGAUGUAGUAGAUCUAGAGAGGAAGGAGGGGAGAACAGAUGUCCUCGUCAGUGAAGGUGUGAACACAGUGGCCUACACUCUGGAUGAAGGACUCAUUGAAUUUGGUACUGCUAUUGAUGACGGAGAUUAUGCUAGAGCUGUUGCCUUCCUGGAAACCCUGGAGAUGUCUCCUGAGACUGAGGCCAUGUGGAAAACACUGAGCAAGAUGGCGCUUGAAGAAAGACAGCUUCACAUUGCUGAGAGAUGCUAUGCUGCACUGGGCAAUGUUGCAAAAGCCAGAUAUCUGAAGGAGACAUUGAGGAUUGCUGAGGAUGUUUCCAGACAAGUGGGAGGCGAUGGCAUUCAGCAUUAUAAAGUCAGAGCAAGACUUGCAAUCUCAGAGAAAAAGUUUAAAGAAGCUGAGUACAUUUACUUGGAAGGAAAUCAUGUGAAUGAAGCCAUUGAGAUGUACCAGGAGAUGCACAUGUGGGAUGAGGCUAUUGAGGUGGCUGAUGUUAAGAGCCACCCAGAGCUUGAGACCCUCAAGAAGAGUUACAACCAAUGGCUGAUGGAGACUGGGCAGGAAGAAAGGGCAGGGGAGCUGAAGGAACGUGAAGGAGACUACAUGGCAGCCAUUAAUCUUUAUAUGAAGUCUGGACUGCCUGCAAGAGCUGCGCGAUUAGCUUCUAGUCGGGAGGAACUAAUGACCAACUCAGACCUGAUAGCCAGGAUUGCAGGCGCCCUCAUCAAGUCAGAACUUUUUGAUCGGGCCGGGGACUUAUAUGAGAAAAUUAGAGACUACCAAAGAGCUAUGGACUGCUUCAAGAAGGGGAAGGAGUUUAGACGAGCCAUUGAUUUGGCACGUCAUGCCUUUCCCAGUGAAGUUGUGAAACUGGAGGAAGAGUUCGGAGACUACCUCGUGCAACAGAAACAGCUGGAUGCUGCCAUUAAUCAUUUCAUUGAGGCUGGUGCGACAACAAAAGCUGUGGAGGCCGCCAUCAACUCUAGACAGUGGGCCAAGGCUGUACAGAUACUGGAGAUACAGGACUCGUCUAUGGCAGCCAGAUACUACAAGAAGAUUGGGGAACAUUACGCCUCUAUAGGAGAGUAUCAGAUGGCUGAGAAGUUUUUUGUGGAGGCGGGCUGCACUAGAGAGGCUGUGGACAUGUACAACAAGGCCGGCCAAUGGGAGCAGGCACACAAGUUGGCUGCUAGUUACAUGAAAGGAGAAGAUGUAUCAAACCUGUACAUUGCCCAAGCCAAACAGCUGGAGGAUGAAGGGAAGUUCAGAGAGGCUGAGAGGUUGUAUGUGGCAGUCGAAGAACCAGACCUGGCCAUCACUAUGUACAAGAAACAGAGAAUGUAUGGCGACAUGAUCCGACUGGUUAAAGCUCACCAUGAAAGUCUAGUCCCAGACACCCACCUUCAUUUAGCCAAGGAACUUGAAAGUGAAGGAAACUUCCGGCAAGCUGAACAUCAUUUCCUGGAGGGGGGAGACUGGAAGGCUUCAGUCAACAUGUACAGGGCACAGGAUAUGUGGGACGAGGCUUAUAGAGUGGCGAAGGCUCAAGGUGGACAGCAAGCAGCCAAACAAGUGGCCUACCUGUGGGCUAAAAGUUUAGGAGGGGAUUCUGCUGUCAAACUUCUCAACAAAUUUGGCUUGCUUGAGGCUGCUAUAGAUUACGCUGCAGAAAACUGUGCCUUUGACUUUGCCUUUGAACUGUGUACCAUUGCUAUGAAAGAGAAACUGCCUGAUGUUCACCUGAAGCAUGCCAUGUAUCUAGAAGAUGAGGGGAAGUUUAUGGAAGCUGAACAAGAGUUUAUCAAGGCACAUAGACCAAAAGAAGCUGUACUCAUGUAUGUUCACAAUCAAGACUGGGACUCUGCCCAGCGUGUGGCGGAGUCACAUGACCCUGACUCUGUGGCUGACGUUUUGGUUGGACAAGCUCGGUUUGCUUUUGAGGAAAAAGAUUUUGCUAAAGCUGAGUCGUAUUUGCUGCGAGCCCAGAGGCCGGAGUUGGCUGUCAAGUUCUACAAGGACUGUGGGAUGUGGCAAGAUGCUCUACGUGUGUGUAAGGAAUAUUUGCCUCACAAGUUGCAGCAGCUGCAAGAUGAAUAUGACAGGGAGGCGGUCACACGCUCUGGCAAAGGGGCGGAGGCCAUUGUCAGACAGGCUAGGGAGUGGGAGGCCUCAGGUGAACAUCAGAGGGCUGUAGAGUGUUACCUGAAGGUCACACCUGACACAGUGCCAGACCUGAAGAUUGUUGAGAAAUGUCUGAUGAAGGCUGGUGACAUUGCCAUCAAGUUUCUUGACAACCAAAAAGCUCAAAUGGUGGUAGAGGUUGUAGGACCUCGUUUGGCAGAGAUCAAGUGCCAUGCCUCUGCAGCUGAACUGUUUCUAAGUAUAGACAUGGUGAAAGAAGGAGUAGAUAUGUUGAUAACUGCUGGAGACUGGAAUAAGGCUAAAAAAGUGGCCAAAGAAAUGGACCCUAGAUUUGAAAGUUAUGUGGAUGAAAAGUACAAAGAAUUCUGCCGUAAUCAAGGAAAAGCUGAUGAUCUGGUGACAGUGGACAUCAUUGGGGCACUGGACAUGUUUGCAGAGAAAGGAGAGUGGACCAAAUGUAUCCAGACAGCUGAACAACAAAAGAACCCCAAGAUUCUCCAUAAAUAUAUUGCACUGUAUGCUACCCACCUCAUCAAGAACAACAACUCUUUAGCUGCCCUUGACCUUUUUGCUAAACAUGGAACACCUGCCAACUCACAGAACUACAACAUAUACAAAAGGAUAUUUACAGAUAUUCUAGUUAAAAGGGAGAUGAGUAAGCCUGAAGCAUACAGGUCUUGGGCAGAGUUAAGGGACAUGCUGUAUGAUUUAUGUGAAAACAUCAGCAAGACAUCCGAGGCCAAUGGGCCGUACCACGAGGAGUUUGAGAAGAUGCUGCUCAUCUCUCACUACUACGCUGUGCGGUGUGCAGCCCAGGCCCAGCCCUCGCUGGAGAGCAUCGCAGGCAAGCUGUCAGUCUCCCUGCUGCGUCACACUGACGUUGUUCCUGCUGAUAAGGCUUUCUAUGAGGCAGGAAUGAUGUGUAAGUCUCUAGGAUGGGAGAACAUGGCCUUUGUUUUCCUCAACAGAUACCUGGACAUCAGUGAGGCCAUGGAAGAAGGAACACUGGACAUGCUGGACCACAGUGACUUCCAGGAAACAGACAUUCCAUUUGAGAUCCCAAUUCCAGAGAAAGCUUACCUCACUAGCCAGCAACACGAGGAGGUGAAAGAAUGGGUGCUGGCUGUGUCUAUGGACAGGAAAGUGGAGCAAAUCCUUCCUAAAGAUGAGAGGGGGACAUAUGAGGCUUCUCUGGUUGCCAUGGAUACAGGCAUAAGGUCUAUGCCCUGCGUCGUUACAGGUUACCCUGUGUUGAGGAACAAACUGGAGUUCAAGAACCCAAACAAAGUAGCCAACAAAGAAGACUGGAACAAGCUCCUCAUGGCCACCAAGGUGUCCCACAGCCCAGAACUACAAGACACCCUCAAGUUUAUUGGCAACUGGUGCGGGGCCACACCCAACCCAAACUUUUCAUUCCAGUAGGGGGCCACACCCAACCCAAACUUGUCAUUCCAGUAGUCCAUUCAACCCACCCAUUCCCUCCAGUAGCCCCAUAAAGGUGGCCACUACAUUGUAAAUUACUUGUACAAGUCAAACAUCUGUGAUAAAAUAUCCGUCCCUCUCCAAUAUUGUUAUAAAAAAUUUAUAUUGUUUAAUGUUCUCUAACUGUUGGAUUCACCAUUUGAAUGUCACGUUACCCUAAACCAGCCACAGAACAGAUUCUUGUCUAAAGGUUAAUGAGAAUAGUUUUGUUGAAACAUUGCUUUGGAAACGUUUUUUAUGUUUGUACAUUUAUUUAAUAAACUUGAAA